Molecule: messenger RNA, 2729 nt
Organism: Glossina fuscipes
Lineage: Eukaryota; Metazoa; Arthropoda; Insecta; Diptera; Glossinidae
Exons: 3
Coding region: 336-2729 (797 amino acids)
Source: RefSeq, a predicted model, not a curated record
AAAAACAGGAAACAGGAAGAACAAAAAAUGUUUUAUACAAAAAAAAUCAUCAUUGUCAAUAGCAACAACAUCAAUCAAGCGGACGUUGCCGUUAUCGUUCACGUUAUUAGAUUGCUUUCACAAACACCCGCUAAUCACAAAGAAUCACUUUAACAACUAGUAAAGAUAUCGAUAGAUAAUAUAACAAUAAAAAUAUAUUCAUCCAUAAGAACCAAAGUCAUUUGCGGUUAGUGAAAGCGCUUAGAAUUUGGAAAAAAAAAAAAACAGAAAAAAAAACCCGGACGGAACACAAAUGACACCUGCUUGACUCGUUUUUCGUGUUGUUGUUGCUUCAAAUGGAAGGAGAAAUUCAUAAAAGGCCAGUAAGUGAUCAAGAUGAUGAAGUGGAAGAGAAUAUUAACUUAUGGAAUUCGGAAGGCACGGACAGGGAAGAAAAGAUGGAGGAGGAAAAGCACACCGGGGAGCCAGAGGAAUCACAAGGUCCGCUUAAAUCGGAUAAAGCUGUUUCCACAGAUGGCAUCAAUUCUUUGGAGGAUUUGCAAAGGGCACUUACCUAUGAGGCCAUUUUUCACAGCCUCCUCGAGAAGAAAAUGCAGGCUAUGAAACGCGACUGCGAAGAGCGUAAGCGAGCUAAACGGCUUAAACGGAAAUCUAUUGGUAGAAUGUUUUUUGCCCGGAAGCUAUUCAGCAGUGUUGAAUCGCGUCAAAAUUCAACGCUUAGUGAAAGCGGCGAAGAUCAAUUGUGUUCGCGUACGGUACCCACAUCACCACACAAGACAAAAUCGCCUAAAACUGCCAUAAGAGAUAAGGCUUACAAACGCCGAAAAUCUGAUGAAAUCGAAGUGGCAUCGAUUACAUCCCUUACUCAAAGUCAAAGUCGUUCUCAGGGGUCGCGAACGAGAACCAAAGCGAAAACCACUGCCAGUGCUAAGAGAUUACCACAAUCUGCGCCUUUGGCUGAUGAUAGUGUGGCUAGCACUCUUAGCAAUUCCUCAGAAAGACAAAGUGUCGACCAGAAAUUGGCGCAACGGCAUUUACUGGUCCACGCUCAGACUCAUACGCCGAUCGAUGCGGCCGUUUCAAGUUCCUCGGGCGAAUCGAAAAAUGCCCCACACACCAAUGGUAUAUUAACUAGCUCUGCUGUACCCUCCGCUUCCUUCGUUGAACGCAGCUAUGAUACAGCAUCGUUAGGUAGUGGUUAUGAAAAUGGUACGGGCGCUCGUUUACAUUCCUCCACUUUAGCUGACGGUAGUUUGACAUCUAUACGUGAUAGCAUUGAGAGCUUAUCAUUUGCUAGUUCCCGGUGCACGGUGAGUUUUGGCGCAACUGAAAUCAUUCCGGAAAUCCAUAGGGAUACUUUGUUAUACGAUCGCAUUCGAGCGGCAAAGCGUCAGCGUAUACUUGAAGCCAAAUCAAUUAGUGCACAAUGCAGCCCAGAGCUGCCGCCACGUCUUGUUUUAAAGACUCUUAGGGCGAUGCCCGAAAACGAUACAGCUUCUUCACUUACCAUAACUGGAGAAGAAAAUCAAAAAAUGAAAGAUAUAAGACAUAUAACUGCCACUGCCCAGCAAACCAAACACGCCCUAAGAACUCAACCCGCAACUAGUGAAGUCGCCAUAGCGUUACCACCUAGCAAGUCGAUUGUGCUGCCGCAAAACUUACUGCGCGCCGAUAGCGAAAAUCGGUCGGAAAAAAUUGAGAAAGAGCUUGCAGUACAAUCACGCGACAUAACACGUCAAAAUACUUCAGAAGAUAGUGCAAAUUUAACAAUAAGUACUUUGUUAAAUCAGAGUGAUUCGUUGUCAUUGCACGGUUCAAGAGUUUGGCCUACAGUUGAAUUGAAUGUGCUUGACAAACCUGUAACAUUGGGUGAUCGUUUUAAAUCAAAAUCAACCAGUUUAUUAGCCGUUUUGAGUAAUGGCCGCGCCCGACCGCCACCCUUGCCACCACCACCCCUGGAAUCCGCUACAGUUUCGCCAGCUGCUUUAUUGUCGCCUACCACUCUCACACGUAGCGCAUUAACCGUCGAACAGCUGCAUCAACAUCAAAGCGAUUAUCAUCAACGUUUAGUGAAUAGCCUUAAAUCGUCAAUGCCUCCCCAAACGUCGCCACCCUGUACUGAGACAACUGAUUCGCCCCCGCAAACAUUACAUAUUGUAACGAUAGCUAGUUCGUCAGCUUCAACGCAACCAUAUCCUAUGAUUACUACAAGUUCCGGUGCUAUGCCGAUCGAUAUCGAUGCACCACCAAUGCUGUCAGAACAAAUUUUACCGUUCCGCAAUGGUACUGCCAGUGGCGCUAUUGUUGCCACUGCGGCUCCAUCAAGCGAAACGGCUAAAUUGCAUCGUAUGACUUCAACGUCGACUGGUUCUAGUGUCGCGCCUAUUGGCUGUUGUGCUACAAGUAAAACUUCUGCACGCGACAAAAGCAAGCAACGUAUCAAACCUCUUGUACCAGCCGGCCAAAGCGGCAGUGAUGAUGAAUAUCGUGGUCGUAAACGUAAAUACAAACGUUAUCAUCGUUGUUCAGAUCCAAUAUUAGUUUAUCCCAAACCAAAUGGCUUACAACAUUGCAUACUUGCUAUGCCAACCAAUGAGCCUGUACAAUAUCCUUACAGCGAAGAAUACUCUUAUGAUACGCAACUGCAAAUAGAGUCCGAUAAAAACGAUGACUUGGAAAAGAUUGUACCAAGCAGCAGCACAAGACGAAGACAUCGCAAGCAUCGGUAA